This is a messenger RNA of Chrysoperla carnea, 1272 nucleotides long. Its product is annotated as phytanoyl-CoA dioxygenase, peroxisomal-like. Gene Ontology annotation, biological process: fatty acid alpha-oxidation. The record is from RefSeq and is a predicted model, not a curated record. Bases 15 to 980 code for a protein of 321 amino acids. The transcript has 7 exons. Lineage: Eukaryota; Metazoa; Arthropoda; Insecta; Neuroptera; Chrysopidae. Gene Ontology annotation, molecular function: phytanoyl-CoA dioxygenase activity.
AACACUUUACUACAAUGAAUUCUAAUUUUAGACUAAAUGUAUUGUUGAAUCAUUUAGGGAAGAACAAACUCAAUCAUGUUAACUUACAAAGAACUGCUGGGAGUAAUUAUGAAUAUACACAAGAAGAUACAAUUUUUACCUAUGAAAUGCGUGAAUUUUACGAAACAAAUGGAUAUAUUAUCAUUCCAAAAUUAAUUGAAGAUUCUUAUAUUGAUACGUUCCGUGAACAUUUCAUAAAUAUUUGUGAGGGAAAAGCAGAUUUAGGGGGAAUUGUUUUAUUGAAAGACAAAUCCUUAAUGAGUAUGGGUGCUAAAGGUGAACAUCUGAUUAAUAAGAUACAACAGCUAUCUUACGAUCCAAUAUUUGAGAAAUAUAUUCUACACGCAAAAUUGUUAGAUGUAGUUCAAUCAAUUAUCGGGCCAAAUAUUGUUGCAAUGCAUUCAAUGCUCAUCAAUAAACCACCUGAUUCCGGCAAACAAACAUCAAUACAUCCAUUGCAUCAGGAUCUUUAUUACUUUCCAUUUAGACCUGCUAAUAGAAUCGUAGCUGCAUGGACAGCAAUGGAAACAAUUACAGAAGAUAAUGGAUGCUUAUACGCAAUACCUGGUAGUCACAAAGGAAUUUUACAGGUGCAUAGAUAUCCAGAUAUGGAUGUAAAUCAUGGCUUUCAUGGUAUAAGAGGCUAUGAUGAUUAUCCUAAAGUUAAUCUUCGAAUGGAAAAAGGUGACACUAUCUUUUUCCAUCCAUUACUAAUUCAUGGCUCAGGAGUUAAUAAAUCAAAGAAUUUUCGAAAAGCAAUAUCUUGUCAUUUUGCUGCAAGUGAAUGUCAUUAUAUUGAUGUCAGAGGCACAUUACAAGAACUCAUUGCAAAUGAAGUGUUGAAUUUAGUAAAGAAAAAGCUUGGCUUACAAAUUCAAUUUGAGGAUUACUAUAAAAUGAAUGCACGUUUGGUACGUGGAAGAGAAAUAACACUUAUUUGAAAAAUUACAAACUUUGAUGAUUUCAAACCAAAUAUUUAUCUUGCGUUCUUUAUUAGUUAACUGGCCAUUGAAAAUGGUGACGUCAUUUUUAAUCGAUACUGGUCAGAUAAAUAAUAUCAAUGGAAGAAUGUAAAUUAAUGGCGGAGGUAAAGGGCAGUUUAAACUAAUAAUUAAAACAUUGAUUUAAAAUAUUAAAAAAAUUUCGAAGUAAAUUAUGAGUUUACAAUUAUUUGAACUUUAUUAUUUUAAAAACGAGUGCGACACAAACUUUUAAUAUUUAAUUUACGUUUCC